Messenger RNA from Closterium sp. NIES-65, 1455 nucleotides. NCBI's taxonomy places the organism in Eukaryota, Viridiplantae, Streptophyta, Zygnematophyceae, Desmidiales, Closteriaceae. The record is from the annotation of a GenBank genome assembly.
AUGGGGUCAUUUCAUUCUCGUUCACUUCUUCUCACGCCGCUGCACCUGACGGCCCCGCCGUCCCCUCUGACGGCCCCGCUGCUGCACCUAACGGCCCCGCCGUCCCCUCUGACGGCCCCGCCACUGCACCCUACCGGCCCCGCCGCUACCCCUGACGGCCCCGCUGCUGCACCUGCCGGCCCCGCCGCCUCAUCUGCAGGCCCCGCCGUCUCACCUGCUGGCCCCGCUGCUGUACCUGACGGCCCCGCCGCUUCACCUACCGGCCCCGCCACUACCCCUAACGGCCCCGCAGCUGCAUCUCCCGGCCCCGCCGCCCCAGCAACUGCGCCGCCCCAGCAGCCGAGCCGCCCCGGCAGCCGAGCCGCCCCAGCAACCGAGCCGCCCCAGCAGCCGAGCCGCCCCAGCAGCCGAGCCGCCCCAGCAGCCGAGCCGCCCGAGCCGCCCAGCAGCCGAGCCGCCGAGCCGCCCGAGCCGCCGGAGCCGCCCGAGCCGCCCGAGCCGCCUGCACUGCCCUGUCUGGUGAGCACUGAGCUUUACUCUGCGCACUGCCCUCACCCCACUGCUGUCAUGGCUACCCCCAGUGUCCUCAUCUUCGACGCUGAGGGCAGAGCCAUCGACUUUGACGUGUGGGUAGACGACCUGCUGCUUUUCUUACAGUGCGACAGAGCUGACGGCCUCUCUCUCUUUGAUCUCACUUCUGGUGCCUCUCCCGCCCCUGCUGCUACUGAGGAUGCCACUGUUCGCUCACAGUGGGCCACACGCGAUGCUGCUGCACGUCUUGCUGUGCGUCGCCACCUCCCUCCCUCUGAGCGUGCACACUUUGGGUCGUACAAGAGUGCUCAGACCUUGUACGACGCCGUUAUUGCACGCUACUCCACCCCUGACACUGCUGCACUGAGCCGCCUCAUGCUACCGUACCUCUUUCCUGACCUUGCUUCUUUUGCCACAGUCGCCGACCUCAUUACCCACCUGCGCACUAGUGACGCUCGCUUCCGCGCUGCGCUUCCUGCUGAGUUCUGCGCCAAGAACCCCCCCCCCCAGUACUUCACUCUCUACUACAUUGUCACCCGCCUCCCUGACUCCCUUCGCGGAGUCAGGGACGACUUACUCUCAGUCUGCCCCACCACUCUCACUGUUAACAUCCUCGAGAAGUCCCUCCUAGCAGCCGAGAAGAGCAUUCUCGCUGUAGGGGCCUCUCGUGGAGCGGUGGUGGAGGCGGCGGGGGCGGUGGGAGCGGCGGUGGAGGCAGCGGAGGAGGUGGGGGUGGUAGCGGGAGUGGUGGCGGGAGUGGAGGUGUCAGCGGCGGCAGUGGAGGCGGGGGUGGCAGCGGCGGUGGUGGUGGAAGUGGAGGCGGGAGGCGGCGGUGGCGGCAGCGACGGUGGGAGUGGCGGUGGCAGCGGAGGUGGUGGCGGCGGGGGUGUGUCAGAUGAUUAUAUUACUGAUGCAUAUAUUUAG